Molecule: messenger RNA, 2978 nt
Organism: Coffea arabica (coffee)
Lineage: Eukaryota; Viridiplantae; Streptophyta; Magnoliopsida; Gentianales; Rubiaceae
Source: RefSeq, a predicted model, not a curated record
GGAAACCCAUCUCUUGAAAGUGCCUCGUUUGUUUUUCCCAUCCUUAGCCUGUGGCGUUGCCCCAAAAAGAUUACGUAUGCAACUGUGUGGUGGAGAAAUUAGAGAAUAACGUGAUUAAACGGAGAUGGCCGCCGUUGCAACCUCCGCUUACGGCAGCUGUAUUCCCGCCAAUUUCCUCCAUUCCCCGCUAAAAAUAACCAACCAGAUUUCAUCCCCGCCGCCAUUGUACAUCUCCACAAACCCAUCCCACGUAAACCCAAGCCAUCUCCAGCACCUCUACGCUCUCUGCAACCACUCCUGCCACCGCUUCCCUAAGCUCGACUCCGAUUGCCGCGUAGAGCUUAUAGACGUCGGCAAACUCCGAACUGCUCUGUCCAAUAGCUCCGUUGUCGUAUCGGUCUUCACGAAACCCGAAUUAGCUAAUGAUUUAUCGUCCACUGCUGAAGUCGGGACAAGAUGGAUGGGCAUUGGUGGGAAUUGGAUUCAGCGAGUGAUGCCGGUGACUCCAGAUAACGGGAAGCUUGUGGGGUUUGGACGCGCUGUUUCUGAUUUAGGGCUAACUGCUUCCAUCUAUGAUGUCAUGGUGAUCCCUUCUCUCCAGGGUAGAGGAAUUGGGCGGAGGAUUGUUCAAAGAAUUAUAAGGUUGUAAUGGGACUAGAUAUUUUUAAGAUUCUAGGGUUCUAGGCAUUGCUUGGAAUUUGGGAAUCAUUAAGGAAAAUCAUUUGCUUAUAUUGUUUUGAAGGAGACGAAAGUUCAAUUAACAAGUAUAUGCGAGGAACUGUUCAGCUUUUACUGAUCGGUAAUAUUGAGUUAAUCAGCCAAGUGUAGUUUAAUUUUCUACCGUUAUUCAUUUUUGGCAUGUUGUAAUUGUGGUGUAGCAUCGAGGAAACAUUCUACCUAGUAUUACCUGCAGGUUUUUCUCUAUUCAUUUACCAUUUUGUGGGAAGGAUUGUUUGGGGUUGCUGACUGCAGAGCUAAGCAUAAUGGGAAAUACAUUUGCUACAUAAUGUGCUAGUUGUUCAAAAUUUUUGGUAGUCAAGCUCUGAAAGAUGUCUAAGCACUCCAAUAUUUCUUGCAGAAUGCUUACUGGCAAAGGGGUGUACGAUAUAUCCGCCCUUUGCUCUGAGAAAGAGGGGCUAUUCUUUAAAGCAUGUGGAUUUGGAGAAGAUAUUCUUGGUUCCACUACAAUGAUGUAUACUGGGACAUCUAGCUGUCCUGAUGCACAUCAGACUGCUAUAUAUGCUGGCAGAAAGCUACUUUUAAGUCCCCCAUCAAGACAAUAGUAGAGUUCGUAAUCUCUCUUUCCAUGACCGUGCAGAUGCAGAAUGCUCUGUUCUUCAGAUAAUUGGAUUGCAAUCUACGUAGAACUUCUAUUGACUGGCCUCAAAGUUGAAGGGUUCCAUAGGCACUCUAUUCCAUUUACUGAUUUACCGCACAGCACUCUUCAGGCAGUAAGUUAAUGGAGUAGGACUUUGUGCUCCUUGUGAGCACUGGGUUAAAGUGUUUCCCUUCUUUAGACCAGCUGAAAGGGAUGUGCUGCAUCGCCAAACAAUUUCAUGUACCAUUCUAACAGGCUUUUAAGUUGUUCAGUUAACAAGCCUUUUUUUUUUUUUUUUUGAUAAAUUGCCGCAUGAGUGGGCCAUCCAUCUAAUUUUCUUCCACUUUAUGCUGGACAAACUUUUGACUUUUGUUCUGAUUCCUCUCCUCUUGGUAUGGAUUUACGGGUCAUUUGCUCGACAAAAAGGUGACAGAGAUUUAGAAAGUCGUGAUGGAUAAGGAAUUCUCUUGGCCUGUGGGUAACAUUAGUCUGGAAUGGUACAAAGUUGUUAACUUUCUCUUUUCCUUAUCAACUCUUCUUUACAGAGUUGGAAGAACUUUUCAGAAAGCAACCUCUGUUGCCGUUCUGUCUUCGUUUCACGAUUGAAUCUUAGCUGUGAUGGGAAAACUAUGGGUUGAGGUCUGCCUGAUUUCUGCUAGGGGACUCCGGCGAACAUCUUCAGUGUGGAAGCGCCAGUGGUUUGCCGUUGGGUGGAUUGAUACUAACAACAAAUACUGCACCAGGAUAGAUGCUUCGGGAAAUGCUAAUCCAGUUUGGAAAACCAAAUUCUCGACAGGGGUUGAUCCUUCUGAACCUAACUUCCAAGAUAUGGCCCUCCACGUCGAGGUCUAUAGUAGAGAACCCGUCUUUCUUAGAGAAAGGCUCUUGGGAACGACAACGGUGAUUCUUAAGGAAUUUCUGGAGAAGUACUUGAAGAAUUCUGAGGUUCCAAAACCGGUGGAAGAAGUAGGAAGUUUUCAGCUGAGAAAGAAGAAUACAAACAAACCUCGAGGAUUUGUUGAUAUCUCAAUCCGAAUAUCAGAAGAAAGGGAAGAGUCUAGCUCAUACCAAGGUGAUGAGGAAGGAUUUAAGCUCAUGGAUAACAGCAUGGGAAUUAACUUGGAUAUUGGGCACGGACCCCUGCAUUCACAAUUUCCUGCACCCUCACCGCUGCAGCCAGGAAGUCAGCCGCAGACAAGCAGCCAGUAUGCCCAUCCACUUCCAUUUCCUCGGAAUUAUCCCAAUAUACCAACGGGUCCAAGCUAUGCACCAGCCGGGGGAACAAGCUAUCAACCACCAAGAGCUCCACCCCUACCCCCACCCCCACCACCCUCAAAUGUCGGCUAUAUACAUACCUCUCUACCGAGGACAGAUGAUUUGCGGCCUAGUUACAUGAACAUGCCAUCAUCUGGACCAGCACCUGGACGCAGCAGCAGCAGGGGACCUGGUAUUGGGGUGGGACUAGGUGCUGGAGCAUUAGCUGCUGGAGCGGUGAUCUUUGGGGAUGAUUUUAUGUCAGGUUUUGAUUUUCCACGCAAUUUACAAGAUGCUAGCCUCACAAUAUCAACUGAUCCUCCUUUCUGAAUAUGCGUAGAACAUAAUCUGCUGUUGUAUGGCGAGGGACAUUAUUGUUGUUUUAAAUCAUUUCAGCCUUCAACAA